AUGGACUGGGACAAGCAGACCAAUGUCAACUACAAGAAGUAUGCUUCACCCACCAGGCCAAGAUACGUCAAGCCCAGGGUGGACCCAUAUGGCAGGCCCAGGAUGGAUCUUUAUGGCCUGGACCAGGAAGAGGAUGCUAGCAUAAUGGGAGAACUCUCUCAAUCAAAGCCCAUAGCUACACCAUUCCCUAAGUUCAACCCCAGGGAUGUUGAGAUCUUCAUCCUUGAAGCCAAAGCAUGGUUCAAGUUUAACCAGGUUUAUGAGCAGUCAAGGAUGAUCAACCAUAUGGGUGCUCAAUUAGAAGGGAAUGCACAUGAAUGGUGGAUAUUGAAGCUUUGCAUCAAUAGAGCUCAAGAAGGAAGACUAUUCAAUGAUUGGCACUACUUCACAGAGUGUCUCUCAGAGCAGUUCAAUCCUUGCAAUGCUAGAAUGGAGGCCUACAACAAGUUGUUGGCUCUUUGA
Messenger RNA from Ustilago hordei, 462 nucleotides. RefSeq lists its product as uncharacterized. The record is from RefSeq and is a predicted model, not a curated record. The transcript has a single exon. Lineage: Eukaryota; Fungi; Basidiomycota; Ustilaginomycetes; Ustilaginales; Ustilaginaceae. The coding region runs from base 1 to 462 and encodes 153 amino acids.